Hemicordylus capensis (graceful crag lizard) is the source of this 5486-nucleotide messenger RNA. It is a transcript of the gene GAL3ST1, whose product is annotated as galactose-3-O-sulfotransferase 1. Gene Ontology annotation, cellular component: membrane. Lineage: Eukaryota; Metazoa; Chordata; Lepidosauria; Squamata; Cordylidae. The transcript has 6 exons. The record is from RefSeq and is a predicted model, not a curated record. The coding region runs from base 467 to 1735 and encodes 422 amino acids. Gene Ontology annotation, biological process: myelination; galactosylceramide biosynthetic process. Gene Ontology annotation, molecular function: galactosylceramide sulfotransferase activity.
GGGGUUCCCUAGUUCUGGCUGGAAGGUCGCGGCAUGAGGAGGGGGCUUCCAGGUGCAAAACGGCAAGCACAGAGGGGCCGCCUCUUCAAUAUCAGAUAACCCCCCCCCCCCGGCCAGGCCCUCAGUCAGCACCACACACACACACACACACGCCAUGCCCUGGAGUAGGUCCUCCUUGCAGGCGGCAAGGGACCGAGCGGGAUAGACGCAGGGAGCCCCACGUCCCCUCCUGGCUGGCUGCCUGGGCGCAGGAGGGCGCCUCCCUCCAUCUUGGCCCCUCGAAGCUCACAGGGCACCUUUUCUGGGAGGAGAGGAGCGACCAUUCAGAGGAUUGCAAGCUUGCAUUUUAAGUAUUCUUGCACUUAUUGGCCUGGACAAUGGGAUUCCCUAGGAGCAGUUGUACUCAUGACUGAACAGCUGGUUUGAAAAACUACCAGUACACUUCUCCUUAUGUCUUGUGACAGAGAUGCUGAACCAGGGAAAGAACUGGAAGUCGAUGUGUAAAGGGCUGGUCCUGGGGACCCUCCUAACCAGCUUCAUGCUGCUGCUGUACUCCUACGCCAUCACCCCCCUGCAAGUCAGCAUGACGGAGAUCCCGAUCCCUUACUCAUGCUCUUCCUACCCUGCCCAGCUGCGGCUGCCCACAUCAGCCAAUGGUACCCACAACCCGCCGGGCCAGAAGUGCCUCCCCAAGCUGGACGUCAUGUUCAUGAAGACCCACAAGACCGCCAGCAGCACCAUCCUCAACAUCCUCUUCCGCUUCGGGGAGAAGCAUCGGCUCAAGUUCGCCUUCCCCAACGGACGCAAUGACUUUUACUACCCCUCCUUCUUUGAGCGCAGCCAGGUGAAGGAUUACCAGCCUGGCAUGUGCUUUAACAUCAUCUGCAACCACAUGCGCUUCCACUAUGAGGAAGUACGCAAGCUGCUGCCGGCUGACACCAUCUUUGUGACGGUGCUGCGGGACCCUGCCUACCUCUUUGAGUCCUCCUUCCACUACUUUGGGCGCAUCAUCCCCUUGACCUGGAAGCUGUCGGGUGAGGAUAAGAUGGCGGAAUUCCUCCGUGACCCUUGGCGCUACUACGAUCCCAAUGGGUUCAAUGCUCACUACCUCCAGAACCUCCUUUUCUUCGACCUGGGCUACGACAAUAACAUGAAUGCCCAUAGCCCCCUUGUUGACCAGUCUAUCCGGAAGAUUGACGAACGCUUCCACCUGGUCAUGCUCAUGGAGUACUUUGACGAAUCGUUGGUCCUCCUCAAGGACUUGCUCUGCUGGGAACUGGAGGACAUCCUCUACUUCAAGCUCAAUGCCCGGAAAGACGUCUCCAGACUAGAGGACCACAUCUACCAGAAAGCCACCGCUUGGAACCUGAUAGACUCCAAGCUCUACCAGUACUUCAACGCCACCUUCUGGCGCAAAGUGGAAGCCUACGGGAGAGAGCGGAUGGCCAAGGAUGUGGCCCUCCUCCACCAGGAGAAUGAGAAGAUGAAGAGCAUCUGCAUCGACGGUGGUCGUCCUGUGGACGCCAACGCCAUCCAAGAGUCCUCCAUGCAGCCUUGGCAGCCGCUUGGCGAGAAGUCGAUUCUGGGCUACAAUCUGAAGAAAAGGAUCAACAAGAAGCACCGGAAGCUUUGCCGCAAAAUGCUGACGCCCGAGAUCCAGUAUCUCACAGACCUGGGAGUCAACCUGUGGAUUACCAAGCUCUGGAGCCGGGUGCGGGAGUUCCUGAAGUGGUAGCAGAGGCACAAUCCGUCUUUCGGCUCCCUUGUUCCUGCCGCCCCCCGCCCAGGAGAACUGCCCAGGGGCCUGUGUUUUGGUUUCCCUCCCCUACUUCUUCCUUACAUUGGUUGGUUGGACAACAGCCAUCCAGGUGUGCCGUCACCAAAUGUGGGAACUGAUCUGUAACAAGAAGCAUAACAAAAGAAUAGUGGCUUUCGAAUAGCCCCUUCCACUCCCCUGGGACCUGGACAGGUGAGGAGGAAGGAGAGGAAAGGGCAGGGCUUGUGACUAGGGUGGGGAUGGAUCCAUCCUGCUGCCACCCAUUUGGGAGUUGGACACAGGCAAGACGGAAACGGGGGCUUCUCCGCACCGCAAGGCAAAUCCCAGCCCAGCUGCUCUACCUAAGACGAGCAGGACGAACAGCCACAGACAGUGGCGCCAGGACAGAUUUGCCAACUGCAGUAUUUCCCCUAACUCCGAAGAGUGUUUGGCUUUGUCAUAGUAUAAGAGUAAUUCCCUCUCCCCAGGGAACCGUAGUUCUGUGAGGGAAGGCGAAAUAUUUCUGCAGAGCAGGGGUUCUCAGCCUUGAGUUGGAUUAUAUACCCCAUCACCCUAAGCAACGCCAACCACGAAAGAAAUGCUAGGCGCAUUCACAGAACCCGGAAUAGGGUCAGAGGAGCCACCAGCCAGUGUGUGUGCAAUCUCAAGCCCUGGCCGUGUGAACUGAGAAAGCAAGGGAGGAGGAGGAGAGAGUGAUUGCGUGGCAGGCGAGAGCUGGGUCGGACGGCGUUCCAUCCAUCCUCGAUAAAAUGCUGGGAACGGAAUGUGGGUUGACCUACCACAACUCCCAUCUCCCACACAAUCACUCUCCCCUCCUCCUCCUUCCCUGCUCCUACCGUGAGAUCACACAGCCACGGAUUGGGAGCGCGCAUGGCCCUCCUAACCUGGCUGGCAGCUCCUCCGACCCCGUUUCGGAUUGUGUGAACGAGCCUAUGACGUAUCACUUAUUUGUGUGCCCGGAAGCUCAAGCUUUUGUAAGCAGGGCCUGUUGGUGAAUGUCAAAUGUCCUCAGCUAAGUUAACUGUAUGGCUCUGUGUGUGUGUGUGUGUGUGUGUGUGUGUGUGUGUGUGUGUGUGUAUGUGUGUGAGAUCCUCACCCCGCUGAUCCACCUCCCUUAGAUCUCCAUGGAUUGGGACUUGAGGUAACGGAAUAUAGCCUGGUUCUCCGUUCUGGUUCUCAGUCCCCAAAUGCUGCUGCUCCCACUGUCUCACCCUGAGCUAAUGUCCUCUCUGGUUUGAAGGUCCCAGGAUGCCUCUUCUCAAAGAGGAGACGCCAGCUACAAGCGAUGGGAUCUGGUGAGGACCAGGGUACGCACAGGGAGGGCUCAAGGUGGAAAGUGAGGAGGAGAGCAAUUUCCAGUUGAUGCUUCUCGCCAUGAAGAUACUCUUGGAGGAGCAUCAAGGGAGAAACGAGGUCAUGAAUUCCCGGCAGCCACCACUGGGAGCGGCUGCUUCUUGCACAGAGGCUCCUCGAGGACCGGGCUGUGCUAAAGGGCUAAGCGGUCUAGCUGAACUCAGGAAGCAGGUAAUGACUCUGCAUGGUAAGGCAAGAGAGAUCCUGGGAGGGAUGUGCACCCUUGAAGGGUGGGGGAAGAUCCAAGGCAGGGUGCGGGGUUGACAUUAGGGGUGGGGGAGGGUGCACUUACCCCUCCCUCUGCUUUCCCACUGGCGCUCUGUUUGCAAAGGGUCCAUCAAGGUGGCAGUGUACCUUCCUGCCCCCACCCCCACCCCGUUGCCUUGUGGGACCCUACGUCAGUGGAAGUACCCAACACACCCGUGUGCGUUGCGCUCGUGAGCGCGCAUGUUGGGGAGGGGGGCAUGAGUGCGAUAUGCACGUGCCGAUGCGCACAGGCGUGUCGGGUACUUCUGCUGCCACCCUUUGCAAAUGGAGCACCGGCAGGGGGAAAGUGGAGGGAGGGGUAAGUGUACCCUCCCCCGCCCUUAAAGUCGACCCCCCCCACCUUCGAACCGGCAGAACCGGCAAUAAUUCGAACCGGUUCGGGGACCCAUAAAGGGCCUCCGAACCGGUUCCGUGCACAUCCCUAGAUCCUGGCCGGCGUCCCGUGGUCAGCCGGAGGCAGCCAGUGAAGCAGAAAGUAGCUGCUUCAGUAAAGGGAGCAGAGAAAGUUACUCUUCCCAGAUUCCUGGAGCAGGGAAAGAGGCUUGUGGAGGAAGGACUCCCCUGCUUGUGACAAAGAGCUUCUCUGACUAAUGUGACCAGAACUGAAAUCCCCACUCAGUCCACAUUGAGGAAGUUGUUGAGUCACAUUGGGCUCAACGGCCGGGGGGGGGAGCGGUAGAGGCACCCUCCAGCUCUCCAGUGGACUACAACUCCCAUCAUCCUCUGCUGCAGUUGUUGCAGGGGGUGAUGGGAACUGUAGUCCAAAUGACAACUGGAGAGCCUCCACGUGGCCAUGCCGGACCUCCAGGAAGGGAGAAGCUCCUUACCUCAGUCCUUAGAGCAGGGCUGCUCAAUUUCGGGGCCCCCUACAAAUGUUGACCUACAACUCCCAUAAUCCCUGGCUAUUGGCCACUGUGGCUGGGGAUUAUGGGAGUUGUAGUCCAAAAGCAGCUGUGGGGGGCAUUGUUAAGCAGGCCUGCCUUAGGCAAUGUAUUAGCAAACCUUUUCUAGGGUGCCUUCUUUCCUGAGAUUCUGGAUCAAAGGUUGACAUACUGCGCAAUGCUAGCUGCAUAUUGCAAGUUGGGGGCCUGCAGUUGUGCAACAGCAUAAAUUGUGCAAAAUGCAUUUACACAUGGGUAAUCCUGUGCAUCCCAGUGGGAUUACUCACAUGUGAAUGCGCUUUGCAUAAUGUAUGCUAUUGUGAACCUGAGCUCUUGUCCACCUGCAUUCACACCACUUCCAACAUGAGCCUAAUGCUGAACAGUAUGUCAGCCAAAACAUUUUCCUUGCCUGGAAGAAUGGACUCGUUCCCCAAGAAAGAGAACAAACUUCUUUUCUUGGCCAUGGGAUCAGUGUUCCCUCUAAGAGGGAUUCCCAGAUGUUGUUGACUACAACUCCCAGCAUCCCCAUCUGCAAUGGCUUUUGCUUGGGGAUUAUACGAGUUGUAGUCAACAACAUCUGGGAAUCCCUGUUAGAGGGAACUCUGCAUGGGAUUCUUUGCGUCCCUGGUUUAUCAUUUCUUCACUGCUUGUACCAGGGUGGCGAGGCAGAAUGGAGCCCCCCUUCAUAACUGAUGGGGGGUGAGUGAGUGAAGACCCCCAGACACGGAAGCAUCCAUGAGGUUUCGUAGAAUCAAAUCAGGGGGUCAGAAGAAGCAGAAGGGCCUCCAGGAGUUCAUCUUUCCGUUGACUACAGGGCCAUCUGGGUUCAGAAAGCGUCCAUAAAGACUGAUAUUCCAAAGGAAAUUUUGGAAAGGAGAAUCACCUGCCGCUGGUGUGGGAAGGCAGGUGAACCCUAGACUUCCCCAGGGUCUCCCCCUCUGGGCCCCCUCCCUCUCUUCCUGUGAUGGGUUGCAGGCGCUUCAAAGGGCAUCAUUCCCUCUUGACUCUAUCAAGAUAUCUCUAUCUAGCUAGCUAUCGAGACAGAUAUAGAUAUCCCAUGAACUCAAUGUGUGCAUAUCUUGCUCCAUGUGUAAAGAUAAGAAAUUUUUAAAAAAUCACUACAAUUUUGUAAAAUAAUUGUAAUGUAUAUUCAACGGUUUCUUGGUGUGUUGUUUUUUUUUUUUUAAAUACAAAGAUAUUCUAGUUGU